CAAACAUUGAAUUGCUGACUUGCGUAUGACACAGAAAUCUAUUUCAGGCAUUGAUACAUUCAUAAACUUGAAAGUAAAAUUAAACAGUCUGUGUUGAAAUUUACUUCAUAUAAUCAUGGCGAAUAACGAAGUUAUUGGACGGUGUUGUCUCCUUAACUGUGACAGAGAACCAAUUCUGGUAACAGACGGGCGUACUGAUGUAAGGGCAUACUGCGUCGAUAAGAAUGAACAGAAAGAAUUCAAAGUAAAUUGGGGUGAUGAUGGAAUGGCUAUGUUCCAUAUCGACUGUUGGAAUACAUUGUGGAGAUCGGCAUGUGCUAAGAAUCCAGCCAGCACGGUCUUGGUCCUAUCGGAAAUGGAGAAGGACAUGAUUAGAGAAGCCGCCAAGACAGCAGAAACUCACCAUUCUCUUACAAAAAUCAAGGAGGAGGCUGAAAGAAUUGCCCAGUUAAUAAACAAGUCAAACUUCUGCAUUGCCUUCACCGGUGCUGGUAUUUCGACAGCAGCCGGGAUCGGUGAUUUUCGAGGAAUUCAUGGAAAGUGGACCACACAAGCUAAAGUCAAACAAUAUGGCCAAAGGGGAUUAUCGAAGCAGAGGGGAUUUAGCCUCGUGGACCUACGUCCUACCUACACACACGAAGCCUUACUCAAACUUCUGGAGAUUGGACAUAUGAAAUAUGUAAUCAGUCAAAACACAGACGGCUUGCACAGACUAUCGGGAAUACCAGAAUCGCAGAUAUCCGAGUUACACGGUAAUGCGUUCCUGGAAAAAUGCGAGAAAUGUGGAAAACGUUAUGAAAAAAAUGUCCGCUACAGGCCACAAUCCACUGCUGUGCCACCGAAGAAGUGUGAGAGAUGUGGCAUAAACCACCGAACAGGGGGCGUCUGUUCAGAUGAGAGUUGUGGAGGUUACCUCAUGAAUACUAUUAUCAAUUUUGGGGACUACCUGGAGGAAGAUGUCUUGGAAAACGCAAUGCUCAACGCUAAACGAGCAGACCUUGUCAUAGCUCUCGGAUCCACACUUCAAGUUUCUCCUGCGAAUUCCUUGGUAGAAAUGGGACAAAAACCAACUCGACUCGUUAUUUGUAACAGACAAAAAACUCUGUAUGAUUCCGUUUGUUGUGAGAUGGACGAGGACGGAACGUCAACAUUAGGGUCACGUGUUUUUGGAGAUUGUGAUAAGCUGAUGUCAGAGGUCAUGAAACAUGUCCUCCCAAAAGAAGAACUGCAAGAUUGGGAAGCAAGACGCGAGGAAAGACUCGUCUCUUACGACAUGAAACGCAAGCUAUAGACAUUUACAUGUAUCUGCAUGGUCUCUUACGACAUGAAACGCAAACAGUAGACAUAAAUUUGGACUAAAAUCAUGAAAAUAAAGAUUUUAGAAGGAACAUUCCAGUAUUACUGUUGAAAUUAUGUUUUUUGGUUUGUAGUUUAAAAAAGUAUAAAAAUUAGAUUUUACAUUUAGAAAUGUGUGCAUUGUCGUUUCUUUGUUUUUGUUUGAAAUGUAAACUAAAGGUAUAAUGACGUUAAAAAACUACGUUUACAUUUAUUAGUUGAGAGUAUGGCAGACAGCAAUGAGAAGUCAUAUGUGAAUAAAAUUGAAAGUUUUUGUUUAAAGAAUGUUGAUAUUAAAUGCACAGUUUAUACUUUCAUCUUUUAUGCUCAUAAUUUGUUUGACAUAUUUGUUUAUAUUAAAAUUACAAUUUUUCAAAAA
Messenger RNA from Saccostrea cuccullata (small rock oyster), 1714 nucleotides. RefSeq names its product NAD-dependent protein deacylase sirtuin-6-like. NCBI's taxonomy places the organism in Eukaryota, Metazoa, Mollusca, Bivalvia, Ostreida, Ostreidae. The transcript is spliced from 6 exons. Gene Ontology annotation, biological process: negative regulation of transcription by RNA polymerase II. Gene Ontology annotation, cellular component: nucleus. Gene Ontology annotation, molecular function: NAD+ binding; transcription corepressor activity. Bases 116 to 1291 code for a protein of 391 amino acids. The record is from RefSeq and is a predicted model, not a curated record.